AUGUAUAUAAUAAUUGCAUCUGCCAUCAUCCUUGCUAUCAGUUUUACUCUCCAACUAACAAAAGUCAAUCCCAAAAAAAAGUUAUAUAUUCUGGAUAUAUUUCUCAUCCUCCUAGGUGCAAUGGCAAUAUAUAGUGAAACCACACAUAAGUUGGGUGAUUUUACAGAGUAGUUGUAGGCUGCAUUUUCAAAAUAAUAUCCAAUUGAAUAUUAAUUAGACGAACUCAUUCUCAAAAAUCAAAUCCAACUUCAUUCAUAUUAGUUAUUUUAUGGUAUGAAAUAGGAUGGAAUUUCCACUCUCUUCAAAUUCAUAGUCAACUAGUAAAUUAAGGAUAGCAAACAAGCCAUAUACAUUAAUAUCCAAUCUGAAAUACAAACUUAAGAACAAGCCUUGUAACUAUUUGGCACUAACAAUUUACAUGAACUAAUCCAUUUUACGUAGCAAAGACCAACCACAAUUGUCAUUGACAAUUUGCAUUUAUCACUCAGCAAAAAACAAUGCUAUAUCUGCCCAAUAUUAAGUAAUCUUCAUAAAUUCAACACUACUACAAUUCUCAUAAGUGCCAAAGAAUUACAUAAUCUAAAUUAUUUGUUGGAUGAUUAUAGUGUCAAUGUUAUGGAAAUCAGAGAAUUCGAUAAUGGAAAAUAAUUGCAUUUCAGAUAUGACUGGAGUUAACAAUCUAUUUAAUAUGGAAAGAAAUAUGAAGAUAUGGUUUUGUAGAAGCAAAAGGAAUUUGUGAUAGGCUUGACUGAAACAGAAAAAUAAAUUAUGGGAGAUAUAAGAAAGUUAAUUUGCAAAAUCAAAUGCGAAAAUCAAAAAGUGAAAAUAGAUGACUUAAUCUAUUAACAUUCAGAUUUGAAGUAGAUUGUUGAAAAAAAUUAUGUAAUUGCUUAAUUUGGAUAUGUUAAAUUUUAUAAUAGUUUUAUCUUUGAGUCAUUGCAAUAUUUAUGA
Paramecium tetraurelia is the source of this 951-nucleotide messenger RNA. RefSeq lists its product as uncharacterized. NCBI's taxonomy places the organism in Eukaryota, Ciliophora, Oligohymenophorea, Peniculida, Parameciidae. The transcript has 3 exons. The record is from RefSeq and is a predicted model, not a curated record.